Solea senegalensis (Senegalese sole) is the source of this 2599-nucleotide messenger RNA. It is a transcript of the gene kcnv2a, whose product is annotated as potassium channel, subfamily V, member 2a. Lineage: Eukaryota; Metazoa; Chordata; Actinopteri; Pleuronectiformes; Soleidae. The transcript is spliced from 9 exons. The record is from RefSeq and is a predicted model, not a curated record. Gene Ontology annotation, molecular function: voltage-gated potassium channel activity. Gene Ontology annotation, cellular component: membrane; voltage-gated potassium channel complex. Gene Ontology annotation, biological process: potassium ion transmembrane transport; protein homooligomerization. Bases 750 to 2297 code for a protein of 515 amino acids.
UGUCGUUCACAUCAAAUAAAAAUACUUAAGAUUACAAAAAAAACAGUUUAUUCUAAAAGUGAAUCCACAGCACUGGAAACUUUAAUCUGAGAUUAAUAAACACAGCAGCAGGGUUAGAGUGAGUGAGUGAAUGUUUAUUUGUUCCUCUCUUCAUUAUCCCACUUUUAAUCUCCACUGAUUUAAUUUAAUUCAGACAGAAAUCCGACAAACACGCUGGGAUUAAUGUGCAGGUCAAGGUCAAAGGUCACACACAUCAGCAGAGUGAGUGUAAAAAAACCAACUCUUCUAUUAUCGAUCAAAUUUCAAGAAGGCGUUCAUGUUCAUCAGGUUAAAUAUGUUUAUAAUUUAUUUAAUAUUCAUCCGUUCAUAAUCUAAUCUUUUAACUAGAAAAUGUAAAUAUUGUUAAACUGUCAUAUUUUAUUUAAAUAAAAGUCUGUUUUUAACCUCUACAAAAGCAAAGUAUUAUUCACAGGAAAUAUGAAAAGAACUGAGUUGAGAAAUUAAUGUUUUUUAUUAUUGAACAGGAAGUGAAUGACUUUAAUACUUGUGAGGAUUAAAAGAUCCAGACAAAAACAGCAGUUGACAGUUAGUCCCCGCCCACACUGAGCUGCAGCUCCACCUCCAUUCUGCUGAGGAUUUAAUCAUGUACUCUGAAAAAACUUGACAAACAUUAAAGCGAAACUCAAACAGACACACAAACGCACGUGUGCGUGUGUGCGUGUGCAGGGUUCAGAUUUCAUCGUCAGUCAAUGAUGUUUUCUCACCUUCGAGCUCGGAGCAGAAGUUUGUUUGUCAGCAGAACUGAAGCUGGACCUGGUCCUGGUCCUGAAGAUCUGGACCUGCUGGACUUUAAACCAUGGAGCUCCACACAGGAGAUGAGCAGAGACAUCUACGAUCUUUACGCAGAGUACGAGGACGAGGACGAGGAGACGCUUCCCAAGUCUCCGUCCGACGCGUUGUUGUCUCCGAACAAACACGGCGUCCUCAACCUCAACGUCGGAGGAACGUUGUACUUCCUGCCCCACAAAUUAGCUGCCCGGUAUCCGACAACACGCAUCGGACGCUUGGCCGCGUUCACCGAUCACGACAUGAAGCUGCGACUUUGUGACGACUUCAUCGUCAACAGGAACGAGUUCUUCUUCGAUCGCGAUCCCAAAGUUUUCCACAACAUCUUCAGCUUCUACCGAACCGGAGUUCUGUGGAUCAAAGACGAGCUGUGUCCUCGUAGUUUCCUGGAGGAGAUAAAUUACUGGGGCGUACGAAUGAGAAACAGUGAGCGCUGCUGUCGCGUCGCCUUUGAAGAAAGACACGACGAGCUGAACGACGAGCUGAACAUACAGAAGCAGCUGACGGCCGAGGUGGAGCUGGAGGAGAACGAGGAGUUAUUUGACGACAUGUUUUUGGGAGCGAUGAGGAGGAGAAUCUGGCUCCUGAUGGAGAAACCGUUCUCCUCAGUCACCGCCAAACUGAUGGGCGUGGCCUCGUCUGUGUUUGUACUGGUUUCGCUGGUUGCAAUGACGCUCAACACCGUGGACGAAAUGCAGUAUAAAACGGCGUCCGGUCGUCCCAGAUUCUACGGCGAGCACGUGGAAACUUCCUGCAUCACCUUCUUCACCCUGGAGUAUCUGCUGCGUCUGACGUCCACGCCCGACCUCAGGACCUUUGGAUGUAGCGUCCUUAACACGGUGGACCUGAUCACCAUCCUGCCACAUUACCUGCAGAUGGCGCUGGAAUGUUUUGAGGAUGAAGACGUUCAUCCGCACGCGGGAGACCUGACGACUGUGGGACGUGUUGGGAAGGUGGGUCAGGUUCUGAGGAUCAUGCGUCUCAUGAGGAUCUUCAGGGUUCUGAAGCUGGCGCGUCACUCAACGGGACUGCGAGCGUUCGGAUUCACACUGAGACAAUGUUACCAGCAGGUUGGCUGUUUGCUCCUCUUCAUCGUCAUGGGGAUCUUCAUGUUCUCAGCGAUGGUUUACUCGGCAGAACACGAUGUGUCCAACACAAAGUUCACGUCCAUGCCUCACGCCUGGUGGUGGGCGACUGUUAGCAUCUCCACCGUGGGCUACGGUGACAUUUUCCCACAAACCAACCUCGGCCGCGUCUUCGCGUUCGCCUGCAUCUCGUUCGGCGUGAUCCUGAACGGAAUGCCCAUCUCCGUCCUCUACAACAAGUUCUCCGACUUCUACACCAAGCUCAAGUCGCAGGAAAGCGCCGCCGUCACCAAAGCGCGCGGGAAACUGCGCUUAGCAAGGAGAGCGGCGAGGAAGUUUGCAGAGGUCGCGCAGCAGAAGACGUAAAUUCGGGUUCAAACUGAGAAGAACGUGUUAUUUUGACUUUAAAGAUUAGCUUUGGCUGAUGCUAAUGCUGCGUUUGGAAGUAAGGUCAGAGGUCAAAACUGGGAGUGGCCUGAGCGUUGACUGCAUUGACUAGACAUGGUGAGGUGAACAGGAACGAGGACCAAACAAACCUCCUUUCAGGUCACAGUGUAUCUUUAUGCAGAUGAUACAAAUAUUUAUCUUUAGUUUUUAUCCUUCAGAUCAUUUUAAGAAUCUGCAGCUUCUGUUUUUAAACUUUAUUAAAUGUUUAUCCUUGAACAACA